AAUGCGAAAUUUUUGUAGUGUUUAGUGUCACGAUUGUCAGGACCCUCACGACGCACAAAUGUAAGUUGUCGCUGCUCUUUCGGUACAAUAUGCUAAACCUGUAUGGCCUGUAUGUUUCGGAAUCGAGGAUAACCGGGAAAAGAAAAGUGCUGCGUGGUUUUGUUUUUGCUUCGGUGCCGCAAGUCAAGAUUGCCACAGGCGAAGCGGAGAUAAUUGAACUGUUUCCCAUGCGGUUCGCACUGUGUGACACAAGUUAAUACGAGGCACAAAGCGCAACAACUGCCCGUUGGUCAUGUCGUCCCAGGAUGAGAACUCCGAUUCUGUGCUCGAAUACAUGCCAUCGUUUCCACCGGGACCCUUGGACAGUUACAGGAAGCUGGCCUCCUUUGACUGGCGAAAGUUGAAAGUGGCCCUAGAAGGCGAAGACAUUAUACGUUUCAAGGCCAAGGUAUUCAAGACUCUGGAGAAUGACCCUCUAUUUUCACGCCAACCUUUUGAUGACAUCACCUUGGAAGAGCACCGUCACUUGUGCUUCCGGCGGAUGAAGCGCAUCUUCGAGUACCAAUUCUACUCACAGGAAGAGUUCUUCCAGAAUCCGUUUCUCUCAUCUGCAUGCAACAACUGCAUCGGGGCCUACGACUGGUCACUCUCCAUAAAGAAAGUCCUCUGUUUUGAUAUGUUCAUUGGAGCUGUGAGGGGACUGGGCACAAAGAGGCACAUGAGGAUGUUUGACGAAAUACUCAAGUUUGAGGCAGCUGGAUGUUUUGCACUGACUGAACUCAGCCAUGGAACAAAUACAAGAGCCAUGCGAACCGAGGCAUUAUAUGACCCAAACACACAGGAGUUCAUCCUGAACACUCCUGACAUCGAAGCCAUCAAGGUCUGGUCGGGAAACAUGGGCCAGACGGCUACAGACGCCAUAGUGUUUGCUCAGUUGCUGACGGCCGAUCGGAAGAACCGGGGCCUGCAUGCUUUCAUUGUUCCCAUCCGGAACCGCAAGACUCUGCUUCCAUUUCCAGGUGUCCUUGUGGGUGACAUGGGACCCAAGCUGGGCCUCAAUGGCAUCGACAAUGGGUUUCUGUCCUUUCACGACUACCGCAUACCUCGAGAGAACCUGCUGAAUAGGACUGCAGAUGUGACACCUGAAGGGGAAUACGUCACACCACUGAAGGAUCCAAAAAAGAGGUUUGGAAUGACCCUGGGCUCCCUGUCUAUGGGACGUGUGGCCAUUGUGGGCAUCUGCACCACCAACCUCAUCAAGAGUGUUGUGAUCUCCACCCGGUAUUCAGCUGUGCGUCGCCAGUUUGGUCCAGAGAACCAGGAGGAGUGGCCAGUCAUUGAGUACCAGCUACAGCAAUGGAGGCUAAUUCCAUUCCUCGCAGCUGCGCAUGUGUUCAACUACUACUCGGCUGCAUUGUACCGGGAGUUUGUCAGCUUCCACAUCGCGGUCCUUUUUGGCGAGAAGUCUCCCGAAGUGUCAGAACAAGGUGUGGAGUUGCACAUCUUGUCAUGUGCCGCCAAGUGUAAAGCAGGCUGGCUGGCCAGGGAUGCGAUACAGGAGAGCCGCGAGGCCUGUGGUGGCCAUGGCUAUCUCAAAGUGUCGGGUCUUGGCGAGCUGCGCAAUGACAACGAUGCCAACUGCACCUACGAGGGGGACAACAACGUGCUUCUGCAGCAAACAAGCAACGUGCUGCUGUCGCUGGUGCAAGGGCGCAAGACGGGCCAGCCCCUGCCAGCCUCCAUGGCAACCAUUCAAUUUCUCAAUGACAUGGAGGCCAUCCUGCAGGGCACCCUGGCAGCGACCACUGUUCGCGAGAUGACCGACAUUAAUGUGAUCUUGGCGGCAUAUAAGUGGCUGGUCUGCUACCUGCUGAAGGUUAGCGACGAGAAGUACACCACACUGGUGUCUCAGGGAGAGGACCAGUUUUCAGCCAAGAACAACACACAAGCCUUCUGCCUCCGUGAACUGGCCCUGGCUUACAUUGAGCACACCAUUGUGGAAAAGUUCCAGAAUUUUAUUGCUGAUGUGAAGGAUCCUCAACUGUCUGUUGUGCUGCAGCGAAUUAACUCCCUUUUUGCGCUUUGGAGCCUGGAAAAGCGCAUAGGGGACCUCUAUGGGGGUGGAUAUUGCGCAGGAGAAGCUGCCAAGAAUUUGAUGCGUGAAGGCAUUCUGCAGCUAUGCCGUGAGCUCAAAGAUGAUGCUGUCACGCUGGCAGAUGUCAUUGCUCCACCCGAUGUCGCCCUCAAUUCUGUUCUCGGCUGCUCAGAUGGACAGGUGUACAAAAAGCUGUUCCAGUCAUUCGUUCUUUCUCCUGGAGGCACGCAGCGGGCACCUUGGUGGAAGGAGUUCCUUGACAAACCUGUCAUGGGCUCCCUCAUGGCGAAGCUCUGAGGUCGUAUAUUGCCAGGGGCGCAACAUUUUAUGAUAUAACGUCUGUGAAUGCAUUGGUAUGUCAGGUCAGCAUCACCAGAUUGUGCUCACAUGCACACACUGCAUAUUUGGUGAACGAGAAAGAAGUGUCACUGAAUGGCAGGUUUCCCACAGUACUAGUUGACCUGGUACGCACCAAGGUAAGAGAGUGAGUGAGUGUUGGCAGAUUGUGUCUUACACCAUUCAUUUUAAGCAAGAAUUUUUUUAUUGAUCAGCUCUUAGUUGACUUGCAGUGAAUGUUAUGGCAAUAAGUUGCUUUGUAAUUUUAAUACAGUGUUCAGAUAUGUUGUAACAAGCAUCAGGGGUAGUGCUGCUAAGCACGAGGUCACAGGAUCAAAUCCCGGCCAUGGAGGCUGUAUUUCCAUCGAGGUGGAAUGUAAAAACGCCUGUGUCCCAUGCAUUUAGGGCACGUUAAAGAUCCCCUGGCAGUCAAAAUUAAUCCGGAGUCCUCCAUUCCGGUGUGCUUCAUAAUCAAAUCGUGGUUUUGGCACUUAAAACCCCAGAAUUCAAUUCAAAUUCAACAAGCAUCCACUGCAUCGGCUCAGCAACUGUAUUCUGCUGCCAAGCACUGUGUUGAGUUUUCUACUCCCAGGUGCCAUGACCACAUUCCGAUGAGUGGUAUGCAGUAACAUUCGUGCAUUGAUAUUUAGGUAUCCAGCAUAGACUGCUUAUAACGUAAGUCCCCAGAGCCACAAGUUUCCACACUAUUAGCAAAACAAUUUUCAAAAGCUGUGCACGUGCAAAACAUGUAGACCAAGCAGCCAGUGCAUCCAAGCAACAGCGAGCGUGCGUGGAGACCGUCGAAGGUGAGGGAGUUGAGAGAGAGGGCGAGGGGAGCGGAGUUGCGAGGGAGAGCGGGUCGUCGAUGACUGAAGUCAUUGCCGCUGAUCAUAAUCAUGUUGGUGUGCUCCCUUCCGUUGCGGCAUAGCUGCAUUCAAAAGACAAGGAGAAUGAGGUACUGUGUGUCGCCUUCGCGUCCUUGUAUUCAGGGUCCGUCUUGUACAGAAUCGGAUAAGGCGCACUGUAUCCAAAAGCCUUUCCAUUGGGAUGUCUCGGUUUAAGCUCGUCAUUGUAAAACAACAAUUGCAAACCAUGACAAUCAAAACAAGCCAGAACGAGACCAAACCAAGCUAACCAAAACAAGUGCAAGCGAGAGCUGACUCGAGCAGAUGAUAGUGCGAAACAAGUGGUCCGGCUGAACCAGGUGCGAGUUUGAAUAGAGCGGUCGGGCGGCUUCGCAUGACACUGGUUUCCUGCACUUACGUCACUGAAGGGGCUGCUCUCAUUGGUCUUCUCCGCUCACGGCUCGCUUGCCGCCGUGGCAAGCCGUGAAAAUUGGCCCAGGACCAAUCCCUCCCGCAGUGCACGUUUUUCCACUAGUGUGGUUGGGGCAUUAAAGUGCGACGCAGAAACGACGACCUUGCCAUUUGAGAGAGGGUGAAAUUUCUGCCACUUUUUUUUUUUUUUUUGUCGUUGCAAGUGAUGUUCAGGGGCCUCUCCUAAACUUUUCCUUUAUGGCGGAGUCGGAGCAAUGCUGGUCGGAGGAGCCGCCACGUGAUUUGGCGCGCUGCUGAGAGCAUUGUUGGAGCAUGGUAUGUCCGAAUUAACCAUCGCAAAUGCUUGUGCGUUAGAAUUACCGGGCGUUUUCGCCCAUUGGAAUACACAUAACUUUGACUCCGGGACCACAGCGUCAGUUCGAUUAAACCGGAAGUACGAAUUAAGCGUGCUUGAAUUAACGAGAUUCGACUGUAUGUACGCAUACUGGUAGGGAUGGCAAAAGCUCACAUGUGGACAACGUUUCGAAUUGAUGAAUUUUCAGAACACAGUUCAAUCUGACAGCGUUGCGGAGUCGAGGUCACACACGCUAUAUCUGCACUUCGAGAGAACACACAUCGCGACAAAACGCACUUGCGGCAUUGACGGAUUCUUCCAUGGAGCUAGAUUUGUAAAAGACAACAAAUUGAUUUUACCUUCGAAAUUCGUUUUUUUUCGGCCUGCCCAAUAAUUCAGGCAUUUUUGCGACCCCGUCCGUUUUCUGAAAAUUAUCACUCGACAACUGUAUUUACUUUCUGCACACAAAGUGAAGAGCCAAAAAGCCACAGUAGGCAUGCGUUCAUUGUGGAACGUGCUCACACUUUGGUAUUCGCUGUUUGUGACAGUCUUAGAAUUCAUUGUUUGUAAGGGGCAUUGCAAAGACCUUGUGCCUUACUUAGUCAUUACCUGUGCUUGUUGGUAAAUUGUACGAAUUUGUAAAUGUAAACAGCCCAUCCAUGCAUCUUGCCUCGCUGGGAACUGCUAAUAAAGUUGGACUUACUGGUGGGCUAAGUAGUUGUAAUCGUUUAACAAGAUGAUGUCAAUUGUCCUACUGAGGUCAUUAUUGGGUUAUCAUUAUCGUUAUUUUCACAACAGAUGUUCUUUCACCGUUGUGAUAAUUGCUUGGGAAAAAUGUCUGGCAAUGGCUGUUGUACCGACUGUUUCAGGGAAGAAAUCAAUGGCACUUGGUCAUAUCACACUACAGUACAUUGGAGCUUGGUUUGCGACAAGUUUGUGUGAAAUAUGUAUGUGUUCUUAUAUGCACAAUUAUACAGGUUGUUUCAGUGAACACUUUCAAAAAUUUCAAAAAAUUGCCUGUGGCAGAUAGCACAAUUCUAAUCCAUGAGCUGGUCUGCUUGAAGAGGUCGACAUUACUUGGAAAAAAGAUUGAAAUGCAUAGUAUACUAAUUUAAAAAGUUCACUAAUUAAGCUUUGAACUAAUCACCUUAUGGCACAUAUUGAAAACAAAUUCUGUCGGGCGAGACUGCAGGGUAUAUGCACUUAAAAGGAAUUCUGCGGAUGACACCAUUUAUGAGAUAUGUUCCGUCAAAGUUGCGGUAAAAAUGCACUGUCGUUCCACUUACUUUCUUAACAAAACAUUUUUUCAUGCAUUGAAGCACAGAAGUAACUGGAACACCGAUGCAAUUCUCCACAAAGUCCAGGAAUUAUUAUCUCCAAACAAGGUGUCAUCCUGAGAAUUCGUUUCAAGUGGAUCUGCCUUGCAAACUCCUCGGCUUGGAUUUGUAAAUUGCAAUAUGUGCCGUAAGGUAAUUAGUUAAGAACUUAAUUAGUUAAUUUUUGUUGAUUAGUCGAUUACGCAUUGCAAUUUUUUUGCAAGCUCUUUGAGUAGACCAGCUCAUGGACUAGAAUUGUGCUAUCUGCCAGAGGCAACCUUUAAAAAAUUCUGAAAGUGCUUGCUGAAAUGCCCAGUACAUUCAAUAUAAUUGAGUCAACAAGUCAAGGCUGUAGCUGUAGACAACAGUGCUAGUUCAUCUUUUUUAUUGCGUUGAGUUUUUUGCUAUUUAAUGCUUUAUGAAUUUAUCUCUCAGUUCAGGUGUGCAGUCUUAGAUUUUUUUUUUUUUUAAUGGAAAAAAGUGUUUCUGCAUAAGACGUUUGGCCAGUGCUGUCACUGUCGUAUGUAUGCAUCCUAGAAUGUGUCUCGAGAGUAUGAGAAGGGGUUAUGCUUUCGAAUCACAUGCUAAAAGAGGAUUCUUUUAUGGCCACAGCAUACCAACUUGCCAUUUUAUGGCAUGUUGGUAAGUGAUGACUGGUGGCAAUGUUCUGCACGAACAAAUUUUAACAUGCCUCUAAAUGUGAGACAGCCUUAGCACUUAGAUGAUAUCUUGUGUCUCAGAUGAGAUUUGUAUCUCCUGAGUGAUGCAUAAAUUUUGCGGGCUGUAUACAUAGCAACCUCUUCAAAGAAAUUGGGCAGCAAGCAGACAUAUUUCUGAUGUCUUUUUGAUGUAGUGUCGCCUCGCAGUGGCAUAUUCUUUUCACACCACAUGGCAAGAAAGCUGUUAUCAUUGCUAAAAUAAAUAACACAGCGUAGUAUUUUAUCUGCUUAUCUACACAGAAUGCAUUGUGGCCAAUACUACGGUGCGGCCAUCACACUGCAUUAAAUGGAUAUGCAGAUGUUAGGCAACACCACACUGAAAACAUAUUGGAAACAUUAUGAAAACAUGUUUCAUGUGAUCACCUCUUUAGGCAACACAGCUGUCCUUUUACUGUCAUAUUUGUGCGGCUGUCUCUUUUUGGGUAUGCACUAUUUUAGAUUGGGGCAGUGUGCUCAGUGUCUUAUCUUUCACUCAGUUAUCUGUGAUGUUCCUUCUUUUUAAACUCGGCUGAAUGUGUUACACUGUACCAUUUUUAUACAACUCUUGUCAAACUUAUCGUGUAUACAGCAUUUUACAUAUUGCUCGUAAUGACUUCUUUCUGCUGCCUGUGCCACGAGGAAUUUGAGUAGAGGUACUGAGGAUUUGUAAAUGGCUCGACUGUCUGGUGAUUUUAACAGACACAGGGUAAAAAGAAAUGAAGAGAAUUCAUAUUUAGGAUAUAUAUAAUCAAUAUAUAUAGCACACAUACAGGACAUACAAAACAAAAGGUACCUUUUGGAGUGUGUCACUAGGCCAGGUUUCCAUCUGCACCUGCUCUAUUACUGUUUCAAGACUUCUUGAGUUAUUGUUGCACAUGAUGUUUGUUUGUGAACUGUUAUCAGCCGUGAGAAACAAUAAAUGGUGACCGGGACAA
Molecule: messenger RNA, 6991 nt
Organism: Dermacentor silvarum
Lineage: Eukaryota; Metazoa; Arthropoda; Arachnida; Ixodida; Ixodidae
Gene: Acox3
Product: peroxisomal acyl-coenzyme A oxidase 3
Exons: 14
Coding region: 293-2392 (699 amino acids)
Biological process (GO): fatty acid beta-oxidation using acyl-CoA oxidase; lipid homeostasis
Cellular component (GO): peroxisome
Molecular function (GO): pristanoyl-CoA oxidase activity; fatty acid binding; FAD binding
Source: RefSeq, a predicted model, not a curated record